Messenger RNA from Neohortaea acidophila, 2294 nucleotides. RefSeq names its product GABA-specific permease. Lineage: Eukaryota; Fungi; Ascomycota; Dothideomycetes; Mycosphaerellales; Teratosphaeriaceae. Gene Ontology annotation, biological process: transmembrane transport. The record is from RefSeq and is a predicted model, not a curated record. Gene Ontology annotation, molecular function: transmembrane transporter activity. Bases 287 to 1855 code for a protein of 522 amino acids. The transcript has 7 exons. Gene Ontology annotation, cellular component: membrane.
AAGUGUCACGCACAAGAGUAAGGUCGCAAAUGGUUCGUCUUCACCAAGCCGUAUAACGUUAACAGCAAUCGCCUUUACUCCACAUGCCGAUGACCUUCCUGAUGCAGAAACCACUUGACUCCUUCUAUGGAUGGCAUUAUUACUCGUCUGGCAAGAGAGCACUGAUUAGAUUUCACGAUUGAAUUAUUGCCGAUCCUCCCUUUUUGAGCUCGCUCUCUCUUUACGUGCUCCUCUCCAGCGACUUCUCUCCCUUCUUAGCGUUCACGCACAAUUCAUUCAUACCCUCAUGGCCGACGAGAAAGUGGACACGCUCAAGCAGGGGGAUGUCGGGAUCGAGUCCUACGAAGAGCGUAGCGCAGAUUCGCUCGAUGAGGCGGACAUGCAACGUCUUGGAAAGGCGCAGGUGUUCAAGAGAAACUUCCGCGUCCUUUUCAUAUUGGCCUUUUCCGUCCUGACCAUCUCGGGCUGGGUCUACGUUCCCAGCACUUUGACAUACGGACUAUACAAUGGAGGCACCGGCGGCGUAUUCGCCAUGUUUAUGUUCGAGUUUGCAGGUCUCUUCCUGGUCAUACUGUGCUUGGCCGAGAUGUCGUCGAUUGCGCCGACGGCAGGCGGUCAAUACCACUGGACAUCGGAAUUCGCGCCACGGAGCCUGCAAAAGAUACUCAGUUACUACUCCGGAUGGCUGGCAUCCCUCGCAUGGCUCUCUGGUGUGACGGGCGGAAUGUAUCCUGCCGGGUUCACCCUGCAGGGCCUUAUCCUCCUCGCCAACCCAGACUUCAACCCGCGACCAUAUCAGUGCUAUCUAUUCGUCGUGAUGAUUGCGACCACUGGCCUCCUAGUUAAUACUCUUCUGGCUCGAUACCUCCCUAAGCUGGAGAGUUUCAUCUUUGUCGUCUUCGCUCUAGCCUUCGUAGCUGUCAUUGCUGUGCUGUGGGUUCUGCCCACGCAUUUAACUGCCGCCGAGGUCUUUCAAAAUUUCCAGAAGGGUGACGGCUGGAGCAGUCUGGGAUUGAGCAUGCUUGUCGGUCAGAGCAACUUGCUUUUCCUAAUAAUUGGAUCGGACGCUACGGCGCACAUGGCCGAAGAGACCAAGCACGCGAGCACGAUUGUCCCCAAAAUCAUGGUCUCGAGCUAUCUCAUCAACGGCUUCUCCACGAUGGUCGUGCUCAUCACUUACUGCUUCUGCUUGGUCGACUACAACGCCGCCGAAAACUCGCCAGUCGGCGUCCUCGGACUUCCGUACCUGCAAGUCUUCGCCCGCGUCACCGGCUCAAUCGGAGGCGGACAGGGCCUCGCCGCAGUCCUCGUGCUGCUCCAAAUCGUCGGCACAAUCAACUUCAUGACGACCUGCUCGCGCCAGAUCUUCGCGUUUGCCCGCGACAACGGCCUCCCCUUCAGUCGCUGGAUCGCACGAGUCGACCGCAGCGGAACCUACCCCGUCAACGCCGUGUUCGUCGUCUGGACAUUCAUCGUCCUCCUCACGCUCAUCACGCUAGGCAGCACCAUUGCCUUUGAAGCCAUCACUUCCCUCACCAUGCUCGCGCUCUUCAGCACCUACACCAUCUCUUGCACGUGUCUCUUCUGGCGGAGGUGUUUCGGCGGCGGAGUGCGGAGGGGGCCAUGGACUCUUGGACGCUUCGGCAUCCCGAUCAAUUUCCUCGCGCUCUGUUAUUGCUUCUUCGUCCUUACGUUUUUGCCGUGGCCGGUGACUGUGCCGGUGGUGCCGGCGAAUUUCAAUUGGUCGUCGGUCAUUUACGUGGGUAUACUCGUGUUUUCCACGGGGUACUACGUGUUGUUUGCGAGGAAGCAGUAUGCCGGGCCGGUGGUGUAUACAAAGCCGUAUUUGCGGUAGUCUGAUCUGCGAUACUGCAUGUACGUCGAUUUCGAUCGUUUCGGGAGUGGCGGAGUCGCAGGCUUCGAUGAAGGAAGAGGGCUGUCGCCAGCGGAUCAUCAAAGCUGCUCACGUGGUCGUGUUUCCGACGUCUCCGUUGUAAGCGACCAGUGCUUUGCAGAUGGCGUUCCAUUGCUGAUGGACAAAGGUCGGAAGACGCUAAAGCAGACUGCAAGGCAUCCAUAUUAAGGACCGGCGCUGCUGUUACAACAAUGCGCCUUGCCCCUCGCAUUUGAAUACGAGUCUGACAAAGCCGGUCGCUAACGAAAUCCCGUUGCCUAAGUUAGCAUUUACCGGAGGGUAGCGAGAAGCGAGGAGCGAUUCAUCUAUGCAUCUAAUAGGGUUGCGGUUAUAAAUAAAAAAUAGGAGGGUGGCUGGUUCAGGCAACAAGGAUCGGGCU